CCGCAUGAUGCACACCGCUCCCUUUCUCCAAUCUCAGUAACGCAGUCACGGUUACCCGUAGGAAUCCUGACUUGCGAGUCUGGCCCGCUCAGCCGGAAGGGUUCGGCUGAGAAAUCUCCCGCAUGAUCGCAUUUCCAAGUCUGCUUCUCUCGUCGUUCUCGAUCUCGCCAUGGGCGGUCGCAGAGGGAAGCAAUCCGAUAUAUUCUCCACUGUUGUCAUCCAUGGAGACGAUGGUUCGGAUCCCGAAAUCGCCUCCGUACCGAGUCAUGGCCCCUCAAUGGGCACCGUCGGUGACGACGGCGAUGAGGUGGACGCCUCAUCCCUGCCCCCUCUUCUCCAGCGUCUCCCAAAGGACUUUGACGAUGCCGCAGGUUACGACGACGACUAUGAAGAAGACAUGGGCGCUUCCUCGGAAUUAUCCGGCACCUUCAUCGUUAAGCAGGAUCGCCCCUCGGCUUCACCUCAUUCUGCUCGCCGGCCGCUUCGAUCUCCUUUUUUUGAUUUCAACCGUUCGAGUCCCAGGGCUAGGUCGGAGCCCGAUGACGCCUACUCGACCUUUGUGGUCCGAUCGACUACUAGGUCGAGGGGAGCUCUAAGCCCUAGGGAGACCUUGUCGGGUACAUUCGUGAGGAAGACUGGCCUCGACGGAGCGGGAUUCGGUUCGUCCUUUAUGAGCGAGGCAGGGGAGAGCAUGAAGGCGGCCUCGGAAGGGGAUGAGGGCAGACUGCAUGAGCCGGGACAGCAUUUGAAAAGGAGGGCUUCUGUUAGCUCGGUUCCAGACUCCGUUAACCGAGAGGAUCCAACCACCAAAUAUGAGCUACUUCAUGAACUCGGUAAAGGCUCAUACGGUGCUGUUUACAAAGCCAGGGAUUUAAAGACUUCAGAGCUUGUUGCCAUUAAAGUUAUUUCAUUGACUGAAGGGGAAGAAGGAUAUGAUGAAAUUCGGGGUGAAAUUGAGAUGCUGCAGCAGUGUAGUCAUCCAAAUGUUGUGCGCUACUUUGGAAGUUAUCAAGGAGAAGAAUACCUUUGGAUAGUAAUGGAAUACUGUGGGGGCGGCAGUGUUGCUGAUUUGAUGAGUGUGACUGAGGAGCCUCUGAACGAAACCCAAAUUGCAUAUAUAUGCAGAGAGGCUUUAAAGGGCCUUGCUUACUUGCACUCGAUUUUUAAGGUCCAUAGAGACAUAAAGGGGGGGAACAUAUUACUUACUGAGCAAGGAGAGGUAAAGCUGGGUGAUUUUGGUGUAGCUGCCCAGCUUACCAGGACCAUGUCAAAACGUAACACGUUUAUCGGGACACCACAUUGGAUGGCACCAGAAGUUAUUCAAGAAAGUCGCUAUGAUGGAAAGGUAGAUGUGUGGGCGCUUGGUGUUUCUGCGAUUGAAAUGGCAGAGAGACUUCCGCCCCGAUCCUCUGUGCAUCCGAUGAGAGUGCUAUUCAUGAUAUCUAGGGAGCCAGCUCCAAUGCUUGAGGAUAAAGAGAAGUGGUCUCUACUUUUUCAUGAUUUUAUUGCAAAAUGCUUGACCAAAGAUCCACGUCUGCGUCCUCCUGCUACUGAAAUGUUGAAGCACAAAUUUAUCGAAAGGGGUCACUGGGGAGCUUCAAAGAUGCUGCCAAUGAUCAAAAGGGCUCGGCAGAUUAGGUCAGCAAUGGCCGCCCAACCCCAAGCCCAAGUCCAAGCCCAAGCCCAGGCAGCAACGAUUGAUAAAUCAACAAUUAUAAAUAGAAGUUACGGAGACACUGUUCCUUCAAAACCUCAAAAAACUCCUGAAGCGGUACAUAAAGUCCCUGAAGGCUGUGAUUCGAGUCAAUUAACCAAUUACACUGAACUGGGUUCUGCAAAAAACAUCGGUGACUAUGGAACUGUAGUUGUUCAUUCUGAAGGAGGAUCCUCUCAGGAUUCUAACAAACAGGACAUUUCACUUGAUCAAAGUGAUAGCAGAAGAGUUUUGAAGCAUGAUUUUGGAGGAAAGUCCACACAAAUGUGGGUGGAAAAUUCAACAGGUACCAUUGUUGGUAGGCAGCCAGACACAUUACAGAUAUAUGAUAGCCAAUCAACACAAGAUUCGUCACCUUCUUAUUUUGGAAUGCCCGGGCAGAAGCCAGAUACAGGCAAUGCUUCUCAGGUGAACGGCACUAUCACCAAUGCUGCAGCCGUUAGUACAUUUAAGGCUGCUACCAUUGGCCGGAAAGGUCUUUCAAUACAAGAUAAACUAUGGUCCAUCUGUGCUGCUGGUAAUACUGUACCCAUACCUUUCCUCAAGGCAAUUGACAUUUCCCCUUUAGCUUUGGUAUCUGACAACAUAGUUGAGGAUAGAGUUUCAGGAGUAAGUGGUAGUACUGCUUUAGAAGCGGUAAAAGAACUUUGUAGUGGUGAUGGGCAGAUGAAGAAAGGAAGAAGAGGAACAAACGAGGUGUCACUUCCACCUGGGGUUUAUCAAAGGUUGACCACAAGUCCAACAUUAAUGAAUUUAGCCCAAGCUUUAGCAUACCACAAAACAUGCUAUGAAGACAUGCCUCUUCAAGAGCUUCAGGCAGCACAAGAGCAACAGACAAUUCAAAACAUAUGUGAUACCCUCAGAACCAUCUUACGGUUAUAGGUAUUUAUUAAUCGAGUAGAGGAACCAGGCAGCUUGGAAAGAGCGCAAGGUAAGGCAUCCAUGUAAGCCCUUUUGGCUCUUUCUUUUCUGUGCUUUUUGGGGAACGUAAAUAGGCAUAUGAUUGAUAAACUCAUUCCUAAUCAUAUUAUCUAAGUGAAUUACUGAGUCCUUGUUUAUGCCACGAUCCACCUGGAUUUUUUUUUUCUUGAAUACAAUAAUCUGUAGCUUAACCAAGACUUGCUUUGUAUAUGUAUUUCUAAUUUUUUGUACCCA
Molecule: messenger RNA, 2869 nt
Organism: Phalaenopsis equestris
Lineage: Eukaryota; Viridiplantae; Streptophyta; Magnoliopsida; Asparagales; Orchidaceae
Product: serine/threonine-protein kinase dst1
Exons: 18
Coding region: 170-2596 (808 amino acids)
Biological process (GO): regulation of MAPK cascade; intracellular signal transduction; protein phosphorylation
Molecular function (GO): ATP binding; protein kinase activity
Source: RefSeq, a predicted model, not a curated record